Lentinula edodes (shiitake mushroom) is the source of this 1333-nucleotide messenger RNA. RefSeq lists its product as uncharacterized. The transcript has 9 exons. NCBI's taxonomy places the organism in Eukaryota, Fungi, Basidiomycota, Agaricomycetes, Agaricales, Omphalotaceae. The record is from RefSeq and is a predicted model, not a curated record. Gene Ontology annotation, molecular function: protein binding. Bases 43 to 1107 code for a protein of 354 amino acids.
GCGCUGACGUAAUUACUUAUCUUUCAUUUGUACUACCUCACCAUGUACAACAGCCGCAACUCUUCCAGGACAUCCUCAAAAAUACGCAUUGGAGACACUGAAGCCUUUGUUUUGAGCAGCGACGAUUCUGAGGUGGAAAAUUUCGAAACCAAAUAUAUCUCGAACUAUCUCAACACGAACGACAAAGGACCAAGCUCAGGAAAUGUCGCCCAUCCGCAAAGCAGCUCCAGAAUCGUCAAACGAGGCAAUAGAGGGAAGCUGGAAGGUAUGCUCAAACUUCCCUUGGAUCUGGAAUUGGAGAUAUACAGCUAUCUUGAACCACUUGACCUUCUUCGACUUUCUCGAACAUCUAAAGACUUGCGUGUCUUUCUUAUGUCCCGAAGUAAUGCCAUUGUCUGGCGUGCAGCACGCUCGAACGUUCCUGACCUCCCUCCUCUUCCGUCUGAUCUUUCGGAACCUGAGUAUGCGAAUUUGGUUUUUGCUUCCUAUUGCCACAUGUGCAUGCGUAGACCUUGCGAAACCGUCAUUUGGCAAUGCCGCGUUCGUUGCUGCAAUAGAUGUUUUGAUUCUACAUUCUAUUCCCGCUCGAAUUUGCACUCUGUCUGGAAAAGAAGCUACGCAUCAACGUUCAUCGUCUUCAAAGCAGCUGCGGAGUACAUCCCUUGUGUGAAGGUUGCUCCCUGGAAAGGUCCUUGGAACGGAGAAGACAAGGUAUUUUUCCCUCCGAACGUCCGAACCUUGAGGCACAAAUAUCGGCUGGUUAGGAAAGGCGAGAUGGGUCAGGAGGAAUGGGUGGCACAGCAAAAGCAAUUGUACGAAGAGAUAAUGGAGCACACCGCUGCGUGCUCUGAUUGGCAAAAGGCUAACAACGAUAAACGUGCAGAAGAGCUUCAGAUUACUCGAUCCAAACGAAAAUCUCUCAUCUACAAUAAACUCCAGGCUCUCGGCUGGGGUGAUGAAAUCGAUAGAUUGGAUGCGGAAGGGAGCACACUGCUUUCAACACACAAAUUUGUCCGUCAAGCAAAGGAUCUCACAGAUAAAGCGUGGACUGGAAUACAACCGCAGCUGGUGAAGCUACUAGAAGAGAGUCAACAAAGACGUCUGUGAAUAGAGAUCUCGAUCACCUUCACAUCUUGCGACAAAGUAUCUCGGUUGUUAUUUUUUUCAGACAUCAGAUUCGAUUUGCUGUCGGAGUAGUGUAGAAGAUUUUUUUUGUUGCCUGCCUUUUCGAUGUUCAGUCCUCCCACCAGUAUGGUUCUUGGAUGUUCCUAAUAGAUUAUUUAUGCAUCACAAUUCCCUCGAUCCGUUACAAAGAUAGUAUUCAUAGUAUCAU